AUGGCGGAGAUGUUCCAAGGUGGGGUCCACCGAGCUAGUAGAAUCAGAAGAGCUGUUGUGAUCGGAAAUGGGUUCGCGGGUGCAGAGAAUCAGAGCAUUGGUCUGGUUCGUGCUCUGGACCUCUGGGGUCGUCAAUCCCUCUACCGUGUUACUCGGCCAAAAGGAGGAAUUAAUGAAUGGCUUCACUGGCUUCCACUUUCUCUCCAUAGAAAAGUCAUGCCUCUUCCUGCUGAAAGAACAGGCCUCUCAUCUGAUGUUUUGGAAGCUGAUGCAAAGCAGAUUGCAGAAAUGGCUCGUCAAACAUUUGACACAGACGGCCCGUUGCUGGUGGUUGCAUCUGGCCGGGAUACCAUUCCUGUUUCAAGCGCCAUAAAACAUUUAGCUCCAGAAAAUGUUUUUGUUGUCCAGAUACAACAUCCAAGGUCGCAUCUGAAUAGGUUUGAUUUGGUGAUAACUCCUCGCCAUGAUUAUUACCCCUUGACUCCGGAGGGACAGGGACAAAUUCCUUGGUUUCUGCGGAGGUGGAUUACCCCACGUGAACCACCUGGCAGUAAUGUGGUUCUCACAGUGGGAGCACUUCAUCAGGCGGAUUUCACUGCACUUAGGAAUGCUGCAUCUGCCUGGCAUGCUGAAUUAGCACCACUUCCGAGACCUUUGCUUGUGGUUAAUAUUGGAGGCCCUGCAAGAAACUGUUCAUAUGGUAUCAAUCUUGGGAAAAGGUUAGCAGCUAUGCUGCAGAAUGUUCUUUGGAGCUGUGGAUGUGUGAGAAUAUCUUUCUCUAGGAGAACUCCUGAGAAGUUGUCCAGAAUUUUGAUGAAAGAAUUCAGUACUAAUCCAAAAGUCUACAUUUGGGAUGGUGAAGGUUGUAAUCCACACAUGGGCCAUUUAGCCUGCGCGGAUGCUUUUGUCAUCACAGCGGAUUCAGUCAGUAUGUUGAGUGAGGCUUGCAGUACCGGCAAACCUGUUUAUGUGAUCGGUGCUGAACACUGUACGUGGAAGUUCGCAGACUUCCAGAACUCCCUGCAGGAACGAGGAGUGGUUCGACCGUUCACUGGUAAAGAAGACAUGUUCAAGUCUUGGAGCUAUACACCACUCAAUGACACAGCAGAGGCCGCCAGUCGGGUGAAGAUGGCACUUGCUGAGCGUGGAUGGAGCAUAUAG
Prunus armeniaca (apricot) is the source of this 1161-nucleotide messenger RNA. The record is from the annotation of a GenBank genome assembly. NCBI's taxonomy places the organism in Eukaryota, Viridiplantae, Streptophyta, Magnoliopsida, Rosales, Rosaceae.